AUGGAACUGCCACAGUCUCGGUUGGACUCUUUGUACAAAGAUUUUAGGCACUUGGAAGAGUUGAAUCCUGAUGGUUAUAAAGCUAACAUUGAAACGUGGAAGGCUUUCCUAAUAAAAAACUACUUGAUACAAGCAAAAUCGAUAUAUUUAAGGUGCGGGUCUGGUCUUCUGCGCACUUUGAGUCGCGAAUCUCAUGGAGUUCCUAAAAGUUUGGAUCUGGUGAUCAAUUCACUGAUCGAGAGUGACUAUUUGAUUACCCCAGAUGACUUCUACAACGGCUUAAUGUACCCACAGGAGAGUUCUUGGUUUUUGAAGUGGAUAGGAUUUUCUGGAAGAAAUAAGAGAAGUUUUGAUGUUCGAAAGAAUAACGACACUUUUUACUUGAAAGAGACCGACUUGAUUAUCAGGAACAUCGUGGAGGAAAAGUUCGAAAGUAUCAAGCAACGAAUUACGAACAACAUUGUAUCUCACGCUACUGGAAUCACAGAUCUUGUCUUUACCAAGCAAGAGUUUUAUGCCAAGUCGGGCAUUAAUGAGCUGCUAAUAGACUCAGAACCGGAACGGAAAGCCAUGCUUUUCUAUUUGUCCCAUUAUAGGAAAAUCAUAGUACGGGAUGCUGAUAUAAUCAAAGUGGUUUCGCCCGAUGUAGUUCAUAUCCUUGCAGAUUUCCCCAAAAUUGUGACACAGGAUGAUCACCGAGUGGCAUCCCUGAAAGCCACAACGAUUAAUGUUAAUCUUCAGGUAAAGAAAUUACAAGCGCAAGUUUUUGAUUACUCGUCGAUGCUCCAAGACGCUAUCAAAGACUCUCAACCGAAAGAAAUUCAAAGGAAUUAUUUACAGAAUAAGAAAAUGAUCGAAAAGAACCUUUCACGGCUAUUGAUUUAUCAGAACAAUCUUUUAACGGUCAAGAGUCAGUUGGAUAUGGCUGCUACUAAUCAGCUGCUCGUGAGCACCUUGGAAGGCUCAAACAAGCUCCUUACGUCAAUUAACGAGUAUACUGGAUCGGUUGAAAAAGUUGAAGACCUGCUUGAUGAAAUAAAGGAACAAGGUGAGAGAACCGAAGCGAUCAACGAAAUUUUGGCCGGUUCUGAAUCUACUGAAGAGGAUAUGGAACUCGAUAGAGAAUUGGAGAAGAUACAAGAGGAAGAGAAUCAGAAGAAGGCAGUCUCUGAUGAUAAGAAAGAAAAUGUCAAAUCACAGGAGAGCAAUGACGAACUAAUAGAAAAAUUAGGUAACCUCAAGCUAGAGGAGAGAAGAGCGCCGGGCGAGUUGCGCGAGAAGAACAUGAAUUCAGUGCCCAAUCAAGAGGGCAAUGCUAUAGCAUAUUAA
Molecule: messenger RNA, 1329 nt
Organism: Torulaspora delbrueckii
Lineage: Eukaryota; Fungi; Ascomycota; Saccharomycetes; Saccharomycetales; Saccharomycetaceae
Gene: CHM7
Product: phosphatidic acid-binding protein CHM7
Exons: 1
Coding region: 1-1329 (442 amino acids)
Biological process (GO): late endosome to vacuole transport via multivesicular body sorting pathway; vesicle budding from membrane
Cellular component (GO): ESCRT III complex; cytoplasmic side of plasma membrane; multivesicular body
Source: RefSeq, a predicted model, not a curated record